Messenger RNA from Pieris brassicae (large cabbage white), 1495 nucleotides. Its product is annotated as transmembrane protein 208. The record is from RefSeq and is a predicted model, not a curated record. Gene Ontology annotation, cellular component: intracellular membrane-bounded organelle. The transcript has 4 exons. Bases 217 to 738 code for a protein of 173 amino acids. Lineage: Eukaryota; Metazoa; Arthropoda; Insecta; Lepidoptera; Pieridae. Gene Ontology annotation, biological process: vacuolar protein processing.
AGUCCAGACUCCACACCUCAACUCACUAGCUAAUAGCACUUUUCACUUUUGCCUUUCGUUACUAGUAAAAUCAGUAUUUUUUAAAUAAUAAAUAUCUUUGUAAUAAGUAUAAAUCUAUAAAUAGUUAUAAAUUUUCGAAAAACCGGUUGGAAGUGGGUGUUAACCAAUUUUAUUGGCAAUUCUUCAUUAAUACGGGAAGAAAACCUAAAUUAAAAGAUGCCACCUCCACCAAAAAAGGCUCCUACAAAAGGCGCCAAGCAGAUAUUGGUGGAAAAUGAAGCUACAAUCAGCUUCUAUAGGAACAUGGCAGGAGCUUCUGGGUUAUUCUAUAACUCUGUUAUGUUUGGAAUUUAUCAUGAUGAAGUCCGAUCCUGGUUAAUGUUUAUGAAUGUAUUUGUGUUGGUUAUUUACCUUGGGAGCUACCAAUUGAUGAGAUACAUAAGUCGGCCAACAUAUUCUGAACUUGGACAUCUUAUAGACCCAGGCCUGGAUCUUAACAUGGAAGGUGGAAUGGGCGAGCAUAUCAAAGAUAUCGUGAUUCUAACGGCAAUAGCACACAUCACAGCAGUGAUGUCCAAUUACUUCUGGCUCCUAUUGUUUCUCAUACCUGCUCGUGCAUUUUGGCUUAUAUGGAAGAAUUUGUUAGCCCCAUGGUUUUUCCAAGAGGCACCUGAAGACACCGAGCAAGAUGAAAAGAAAAGGAAAAAAAUUGAGCGCAGGAUGAGGCGCCAUCAGUAAAAAAACCUCUAUUCUCAAAAUAACUUAUGUCGUAGAUUGAAAUAUUUUGAUUAUCUGCAUCUAUGUUUGUUAAUUGCUCUAGAAUAUGGUUUGAAAUCAUUAUUGUAAUUUACUUGGUCAAUACCAAUGGUUAGUGUGUUACGAUCUAUUGUUCUAAAUUAUAGGUCAAUUAAGGUGAACUUAAAAUUUUGCAAAAAAUUAAAACUAAUAUCACUUUUAAAUCAUAAAAAGUAGCGAAGGAUAAAAAACACAUUACUUAUCUUUAAAGUCCAACUUACAUGGGAAAAUAGGCCAUGUAUGUUUUAUAAAUUUAAUAAGUUAGACUUUCCUAAGGUGCUAAAUAUGUUGGUUAAAUUUUGCAUAGCAUCAAAAAAUUUGGCAGUUUUGGGUCUAGGUCAAGUAAAUUAAGUAUAGUUUAAGGGUUCCAGUUUUAUAUUUUCAAACCCUUUUUAUAUUUUUACUCUUGGUGUUGUUAUAUUUCUUACUCUCAGCUGUUUUUACUAGGUGUUCUUAAACAUUAUAUGAAUGUGAUAGAUGUACUAUGGUGUAAUAAAUAUCAUUAUAAUUUUUUAUUUGCAGAUUUAUUAAGAAAAGUGGUAUUAUUAUUUAGUUUGUUAUUAUUUAAGUUUUAUAAAGUUAACAACUAAAAAGGUUGGUAUUAUAGAUAAAUGUUUUUAAAUCUCUGGAUGUAUUUUGUGUAAUAUAAUAAUCAACAUAUUGGAUGUUUAUGAAAGCAUAAUGUAUAUCAAUUAUAUUA